CCUGUCUCAGAAAUGGCCUCCCUUGUCUGUGUCUGCUAGCUACAUACGCACAUAUAAAGACCUCAUCUUUUUAUUGCUUGCCAUGUAUAUGUGUACACACAGGAAGCUGCUACGCACUCUUCUCAAAUGUCCCUUUCUCUUCCUUACUGCACCUUCACACAGAAAUCCUCUGGGGACAGUACCCCUUUUCCUGCUAGCUAUAUUAACACAUACCAACAUUCUUUGGUUGCUGGCCUCUGUGUUCCAACGUCACAUACAUCCUGUGUGCUUUCUUCUGUCUAUUGUUGGCUCCCGUCUGUAUUGGCUCUUAGACACCUUCCUCAUCUCCUUACGGAUACCCUCGCACUUCCUUGACCGUGAUAACGCACAUAAAUGCAGGCUUCCCUCUAUAGUUCCAGCUGCCACACUUAAUGGGAACAGUGACCCUUCUCUUUCUUACAGCCUUCCUCUCUAAAGCCACCCCGCCCAUUCCUGUGACUUUUACAUGCACAUAUACCCUCCCCUACAGAAAUCUCUGCAUUGCAGGAUUGCUGGCCCCCUAUUCACCUGUCUCUUUCCUGACAGACACUGGCACUCACGCAUACACAGUGAACUAUAUUUUCAAUUCUGUUCUAAAUUGUAUUAUUCCCCAAUAUAUGAAAUUCUCAGAAAAUGACCAGCCCCCCACAACAAGGUUUACUCUUCCCAUAAUUCCAUAGUAAACCUGCCUUCUAAGUAUUCAGUCACCUAGUGCCUCACCCCCACCCCCCUACAUACACUUUCUGUCUUAUUCUCCACACUCUGGUUUUCUUGCGAACCCAGUCUUAUAAUCAUUUUGCAAACAUUAAACAUGUGUUCCAGGUCCACACCAGUCACUGGAAUGCUACCUCAGGCCUUAGAAGACAGUGAAACUAAUUUUAAAGGGCCCCUAUCAGUCUGUUACCUGCCUCCUGAAGGAAAAAUAGAUCUCCUUGUUCUGUAGUUCUGAACUGGGAGCAAGAGCCUUUACACCUGCAGCCCAGCUCUGUUGGAAACUCUGAGUCAGAGCCAUGGGCCAGGGAUCUAGCAAGUCUGUUCGGCCCAAUCCAGCAGGAGGGUAUCAGUCAGGUACAGGCAGGAGUUAUGGAAGGAGGCAUGCUUAUGUCAGUUUCAGGCCAUCCAUGAGCCAGCAGGAAAGGAUUGCCAGCCAGAGAAGGACAACAUCCGAAGUCCCAAUGCACAGAUCAACUGCCAAUCAGAGCAAGAGGAGCCGGUCACCAUUUGCCAGCACACGUCGUCGCUGGGAUGACAACGAGGGCUCGGGAGCCAGCCUGGCUGUUGAGAAUGAGGAUUAUUCCAGUACUUCCAGGUGGAGGGAUGCUGCCGAUGCGGAGGGAGCUCAUGCCGAGGGCCUAGCCAGAAGAGGCCGAGGUGAGGCUGCCAGCAGCUCAUCUGAGCCAAGGUAUGCUGAAGGCCAGGAUGCCAGGAAUGAGCAAGCGAGGGCAGAUAAAGGGCCAAGACGGCGGCGAACCAUUGCAGACCGUGACUACUGGGCAUACACUGAUGAUUACUACCGCUACUACGAGGAAGAUUCUGACAGCGACAAAGAGUGGAUAGCUGCUCUGCGCAGGAAGUACCGAAGCCGGGAUCAACCACAGUCCUCCAGUGGAGAAAGCUGGGAGCCUCUGCCAGGGAAGGAAGAACAGGAACCUCAGCAAGCUGGAGCUGGGAGCCUCGCCAGUGCUGGCAGCAAUGGCAGUGGCUAUCCUGAAGAAGUACAGGAUCCAUCUCUUCAGGAAGAAGAGCAGGCCUCUCUGGAAGAAGGAGAAAUCCCUUGGCUCCGCUACAAUGAGAAUGAAAGCAGCAGCGAGGGUGAUAACGAGUCUACCCAUGAGCUGAUCCAGCCUGGGAUGUUCAUGCUAGAUGGAAACAACAACCUGGAAGAUGACUCCAGCGUCAGUGAAGACCUCGAAGUGGACUGGAGCCUAUUUGAUGGAUUUGCAGAUGGCUUGGGAGUAGCAGAAGCCAUUUCCUACGUGGAUCCUCAGUUCCUCACCUACAUGGCUCUCGAAGAGCGUCUGGCCCAGGCAAUGGAGACGGCCCUUGCACACUUGGAGUCUCUUGCUGUUGAUGUCGAAGUGGCUAACCCACCUGCAAGCAAGGAGAGCAUUGAUGCGCUUCCCGAGAUCUUGGUCACCGAAGAUCAUGGUGCAGUGGGCCAGGAAAUGUGCUGUCCUAUCUGCUGUAGCGAGUAUGUGAAGGGGGAGGUGGCAACUGAGCUGCCAUGCCACCACUUUUUCCACAAGCCAUGCGUGUCCAUCUGGCUUCAGAAGUCUGGCACCUGCCCAGUGUGCCGCUGCAUGUUCCCUCCCCCGCUCUAAAAGCCAAGGCUCAUAACAAUCAGCCUGGUAUGUUCCCUGUCUAAAACCCACAAUACUACAGGAGCCCUUGUUCAAAAUUUACCAGUGGCAAUGAAAUCAGUCAGUCAAUUAGACUAAAGUUGUUGAUUCCUUGUGAUUAUUUCCAUGUGAAAAUGAUUGUGUACAAUUACAUUUAAAAAUCAUCCUCUUGUUUAGAAGGUAGAAAAGGGAAAGUAAACUUUCUAAAUGCUACUUGAGAUUGCAGUAAGAAUAUACAUUUUCUAACCUGAAAGUUGAAACAAAUCAUACUUGUUCUGUAGACUGUGUCUCUCUUACCUGUUGACGUCAGGGUUAUCUGUUAAAUAUGUCAGAAAGACAAAAUUACUUUUGUUGCAUGUCAUGGGUUAAUGUUCCUGUAUUUGCAGUGGUGUAAAAGCUUAUUAAAAUUCUUCUUUUGCUUUGACACAGAGCAAUGGCAUCAUUUGGAUUUUGUCUGAAAUCGUGCUACCAGGUAACUCUAAAUUGAUCCCUUGCAUUUGCAACAAAAGUAUUGUGUUUCAGUGUUCUCACCUCUAGAAAACCUAGUUUUCACUAGAAAUGCUCAUCAGAACACCAAAAAAUGUCUUUAAUAGGAAUAAGGUGUAUAAUUGCUUGCUGUACAGAAAAGAUUGACUAAAGAGAAAAAGUGGGGGGAAAAAACCCACAGAGAAACAGUGGUACAAAAUGAAUCGAAAGUGUACGGGUGAGCAAGUUCAAAUCACCUUUGAGAAAAUAGAAACUGUCAGAAUGGGUGAAAAAUAAAAUAAAAUAAAAUAAUAAAAAAUAAA
This is a messenger RNA of Grammomys surdaster, 3145 nucleotides long. RefSeq names its product praja ring finger ubiquitin ligase 1 (gene Pja1). Bases 1029 to 2339 code for a protein of 436 amino acids. The record is from RefSeq and is a predicted model, not a curated record. The transcript is spliced from 2 exons. Lineage: Eukaryota; Metazoa; Chordata; Mammalia; Rodentia; Muridae.